Molecule: messenger RNA, 1069 nt
Organism: Arabidopsis arenosa
Lineage: Eukaryota; Viridiplantae; Streptophyta; Magnoliopsida; Brassicales; Brassicaceae
Source: the annotation of a GenBank genome assembly
UAUCACAUAAAAACAAUCAUAUAUAGCAAAAACAUAUAUCCUCAAAUUAAGAUCUCAUCUCUCUCUACCCUCCUUAUGGAUCAUGAGGAAAUUCCAUCAAUGCCCUCAACGCCGGCUACAACCCCGGGGACUCCAGGAGCACCGCUCUUUGGAGGAUUCGAAGGGAAGAGGAAUGGACACAAUGGUAAAUAUACACCAAAGUCACUUCUAAAAAGCUGCAAAUGUUUCAGUGUUGACAAUGAAUGGGCUCUUGAAGAUGGAAGACUCCCUCCGGUCUCUUGCUCUCUCCCUCCCCCUAACGUUUCCCUCUACCGCAAGUUGGGAGCAGAGUUUGUUGGGACAUUGAUCCUGAUAUUCGCCGGAACAGCGACGGCUAUCGUGAACCAGAAGACAGAUGGAGCUGAGACGCUUAUUGGUUGCGCCGCCUCGGCUGGUUUGGCGGUUAUGAUCGUUAUAUUAUCGACCGGUCACAUCUCUGGGGCGCAUCUCAAUCCGGCUGUCACCAUUGCCUUUGCUGCUCUCAAACACUUCCCUUGGAAACACGUGCCGGUGUACAUCGGAGCUCAGGUGAUGGCCUCCGUGUGUGCGGCGUUUGCACUGAAAGCAGUGUUUGAACCAACGAUGAGCGGUGGCGUGACGGUGCCGACGGUGGGUCUAAGCCAAGCCUUUGCCUUGGAGUUCAUUAUCAGCUUCAACCUCAUGUUCGUUGUCACAGCCGUAGCCACCGACACGAGAGCUGUGGGAGAGUUGGCGGGAAUUGCGGUAGGAGCAACGGUCAUGCUUAACAUACUCAUAGCUGGACCAGCAACUUCUGCUUCGAUGAAUCCUGUAAGAACACUAGGUCCAGCCAUUGCAGCAAACAAUUACAGAGCUAUUUGGGUUUACCUCACUGCCCCGAUUCUCGGGGCGUUAAUCGGAGCAGGAACAUACACGAUUGUGAAGUUGCCAGAGGAAGAUGAAGCACCCAAAGAGAGGAGGAGCUUCAGAAGAUGAAAGACAAAACUUGAAAACCGUUGGCUUAUGUUACUCUGUUUGCAUCACAUGUGUAUAAUAUAAUAUCUGGGGUCAC